CCGCCCCCCAAAGCCCGACCCCAACAACAACAACAACAAAACAACUAAAAAAACCCCAAAAGGGGGGAGGGGAACAAAAAGAGAAGGGGAGAAAUCAAAAAAAAAGCUGCAAAAACACCCUGAAACAAAACUCAAACCGAGCCGCUGCCUGCGGCAGGAGCACUCCCGAGGCGGGCCGGUGGUUCUGGGAGCCGGCGCGACUCGGAGGGGGUCGCCUGCCUGCGGCAGCGGCGGCGCGGCUCUCCGCGGAGCUGCGCGGAGGCCGAGCAGUGGAGGAGAGGGCGCCCGCCGGUUCGCCGCGUCCGCCGCCACCGAUGCGCUGCCCCGCCGGCGCGCCAUGACCCUGAGCUCGGAGAUGUCCGAGGCGUCGGCGCUGGCUGAGGAGACCGACAUCGAUGUGGUAGGCGAGGAGGACGAGGAGGAGGACGAGGAGGAACCGCAGCCCCACCACCGCCGCUCCUACGCCGAAGACGAGGAGGACGAGGACGAAGAGGAGGAGGAGGAUGCGGGCGACCUUCACGACGACGCCCCACUGCCGCGGUCGCCCGUGCUCGGCGGCGGCGCGGCGGGCGACGGUAACGGUGCCGCCGGCUCUAGGCCUCCCUCGCGGGGCGGUCCGCAGAAACCGGCGGCGGGCAGCGUAGGAACGGGCGGCGGCGGGGCUGUCGGCGGCAGCGGCAAAAACAGCCUAGUGAAGCCGCCCUACUCCUACAUCGCCCUCAUCACCAUGGCCAUCCUGCAGAGCCCCAAGAAGCGGUUGACGUUGAGCGAGAUUUGCGAGUUCAUCAGCGGGCGCUUCCCUUACUAUCGGGAGAAGUUCCCCGCCUGGCAAAAUAGCAUCCGUCACAACCUCUCACUCAACGACUGCUUCGUCAAGAUCCCCCGGGAGCCCGGUAACCCGGGCAAGGGCAACUACUGGACGCUGGACCCCGAGUCAGCCGACAUGUUCGACAACGGCAGCUUCCUGCGCCGCCGAAAGCGCUUCAAGCGUCAGCAGCUCCCGGCACCCGAGCUGCUGCUGCGCGCCGUGGACCCUGCCGCCUUCCUCCCGCAGCCCCCGCCCCAGCCCCCGCAGCAGCCGACCUGCGCCUACGGACCCUACGGCUGCGGCUACGGCCUCCAGCUGCAGCCGUACCACCCCCACUCCUCCCUCUUCGCCUUCCACCACCCCUCCCCGCCGCCCCGUCAGCCCCCCGCCACCCCUGGCAGUGCCCCCGGCGCGGCGUUGCCCCCCGCCGCCGCUACCGCGGCGCCUCCGGGCCCCUUGCUGCCGGCGGCGGAGCUGGCACGGACGCCCUUCGGCUACGCGCACCCGCUGGGCCCGGCACUGGCGGCCUCCCUGCACGCCGCCAAGCCCGGCAGCGGCGCGGCACUGGUCCGCUCCCCUUUCUCCAUCGAGAGCAUCAUCGGGGGGGGUCCCGGCUCUGGUGCUGGCAGCAGCUGCGCCUCGCAGUCGGCCGCGGCGCCGGGGCUGGCUCGCUCGUUGGGGAGCGCCGGGGGAGGCCUGCCCCCCGCCGCCGCCCUGCCUGCCACCCCUGGCUUCGCUGCCCGCAUCUCUAACUGUUAAGGGUUUGGGAGUCUUUCCGAAGGUAGGAUUUGGGGUUAUCUCCUUUCUCCGCCGCUCGGACAUCCGGCGGACGCCGCUCGGAGCGGCCGCGGUUUUGCGUGGGGAUUGCGCGGUGGGGCUCGGUGGGCAUCCGCUGUAUUUUGAGCAAAGCCAGGUCUAGCACGGGCAGGCGAUCAUACUAUGGAAAGUUACCCAUUACUCCUUAAACAGAAGAAAAAAAAUGAAGAAGAAAAGGUGAUAAAUACUGUCUCUAAACCGUUAAAGUUCAGAGAUUCUCAGGUCUAGAAGCUUGAAAACAGUAAUGUACAGGAAAAAAAUAGGCUUGAGGGAGGACAGCAAAGCAAUAAUUUUUCAUUUUAGUACACUUGUCUCAUGUACUUUUAUAAAAAAAAAAGUUAACAUGUUUACAAGGAAAAAAGUCAAGAUUAUCAUUUCUUAUUUUAACCUGUGUUUUGUAUUAUAAUAGACUUACGGAGUUUUUUUAUUUUGUACUUUAUGCAUAUUCUUUGCAAGGAAUAUUGUUAAAAAUUACUGGCAACUAUUGUAUCAUUUUAAUGUAAAAUUUUUACACAUUUUCGAAAAUAAAAAAAAAUUAAUUUUCAAUUAAAAAAGAAAAAGAGCAAAAUCAAAGACCAAAGGAAUCCAGCCAAACAAUUGGCUUCGGAACUUUUCCUCCUUAAUACUUCUCCCUUCGAUGGGAUGUUGAUAUUCUUUUUUUUCUUCAUGAUUAGUAGCACAAUAGCUAACAAAUUUACAUCUUGGAAUUUAUUAUGUGUGGAUUUGACCAUGAAGACGAUCAAAAUAUGAUCUUCGCAGUCAAACUACCGUUAACCCUAUCAGAGAAUGAAAGACACCCCCACAAAAAAAAAAAAACAAAAAAACAAGAAAACAAAACCCAACAACCAACAAUCACAGACAAACAAAUAAAGUCCCCCAAACCGACUAAACAGCCCAAACUAAAAACAAACUGUGAGAGGAAGGACAAAGGAGGGGAAACAUAGAAAUAGUAUUUCUUGCAGAAGUACAGCCCAGUUCUGUAAGGCAUCAA
Molecule: messenger RNA, 2615 nt
Organism: Pogoniulus pusillus (Red-fronted tinkerbird)
Lineage: Eukaryota; Metazoa; Chordata; Aves; Piciformes; Lybiidae
Gene: FOXD1
Product: forkhead box D1
Exons: 1
Coding region: 338-1567 (409 amino acids)
Biological process (GO): cell differentiation; anatomical structure morphogenesis; regulation of transcription by RNA polymerase II
Molecular function (GO): DNA-binding transcription factor activity, RNA polymerase II-specific; RNA polymerase II cis-regulatory region sequence-specific DNA binding
Source: RefSeq, a predicted model, not a curated record